Molecule: messenger RNA, 3451 nt
Organism: Drosophila novamexicana
Lineage: Eukaryota; Metazoa; Arthropoda; Insecta; Diptera; Drosophilidae
Gene: Aasdh
Product: beta-alanine-activating enzyme
Exons: 6
Coding region: 188-3397 (1069 amino acids)
Biological process (GO): amino acid activation for nonribosomal peptide biosynthetic process
Molecular function (GO): protein binding
Source: RefSeq, a predicted model, not a curated record
AUAAAAACAAAUAAAUAAGCUUAAUAUCGUCUUGAGCCAAAAAACUGAAAUCAUUAAAAUUUUUCAUCAUGCUCAGAUAUAUAGAAUAGAAUUGAAAUUGAAAUUGAUAUAUCUGUGAUUUUUGUAAUAAGCUAUGUGUUAAGCCUGAAAUAUUUAUGGCAGAGAGCGAAGCCAUCGCCUGGCGAUAAUGGAAUCCUUUAAAAUUAAAAUCGAGCUCGAAGAUGAUACCCAAUUUACGGCUCAGACAGACCCGGCUAUUCACGCUGAGACCAGUGUCGAGCACAAACACGAUCCCGGCUCAGAGGAAACACUGCAAAUCGAGUUCAAGACAGAAAUCGACAUUGAGCCGACGAUUGUGGGAGAGCCUAAGAAGCUCUUCGAUACACAACGGCUGCGUGAAUUUGGAGACGUGCCUUUUGUUAUAAAACGUAUGGAGCCGCAGGACUUUUCCAUUAGCUACCGCAAGGCCGUAAGUAGCGUUGAGACAAUCUUGGAAAGAUUGCGACGCAACGGAGUGCCCACGGGCACAGGAAUUGCCUUUCGCAUUGCCAAUCACACACCCUCGUCAUGCAUAUUGAUACUCGCCAUACUUAAUCACAAAUGUCACUUCUAUUGCAACGACAAAAUGAUGCUGUCGAAGGCUUUACAUUGGCAGAUGUACCGUGCUGGCAUUGAUUACCUGAUUGUCAACGGUCACAUGCCUGUGGGUGCCGUUUACUUUCAGAACCUCGACAGCUUUCUGGUCUACAACGAAGAGUACAAACUGUUCAAGUUGAAGCAUACCGCCAGUGAUCCUUCGCCUGAGGCAAAGGGGGCUCUGCCACCCAACAUGUGCUACACAAUAACGACCACUGGCACCACAGGAGCGCCAAAGCUAAUACAUGUUCCUUACGAAUGCAUAGCACCAAAUAUAGUGGGACUCAGUCAAAAGCUCAACAUUUCGAUGGCUGACAUUAUUUACCUGGGUACGCCCUGUACCUUUGAUCCAUCUGUUGUGGAACUAUUUUUGGCGAUGCAGAAUGGUGCCGCAGUGCUUAUCACCCACUAUUCUAUGCGCGAGUCACCCAAACGCGUCUUGAGUGCCCUCUUUCCAACGAGUGUUACCACGCCCGGCAUCACCGUAUUGCAAAUGACACCAUCACUUUUUCGACAGUUUGGUGCGAACGCAAUACGCGAACGGAUACUAAACAGUUCCAGUACACUGAGAGUGUUACUACUAGGUGGUGAACCGUUCCCGUCCAGUUCCGAGCUUGCCACCUGGAUGGAGCCACAGGUGCUUUUCCAAAAACAAAUCUGUAACAUCUAUGGUAUCACAGAGAUGUCAUGCUGGAGCAUGAUGCACGUUUUACAAUCUCUGCAUUCGCGCGUCCAUUUAGGAACGCCCAUUGACGAUGAGACUGUUUUGCGCAUUGAGUUCCAGUCCAAACGAAAUCUUCAAAACGUGGGCCGUGGUGAGCUUUGGUUAGGCAGUGCCACACGUCGCUGCUACAUACCGGAGACUGAUGAUUUAGAUAACGGCACGGACUUAAAUCCUGCUGUUCUUUAUCGUGCGACCGGCGACUUUGUACGAAGGUUUGAAGACGGCUCUAUAGCUUAUGAAGAACGCGCCAAUGAUGUGGUUAAGCGUGCAGGUAACCGCAUCAGCCUGGGACUCAUCACGUGCAAGAUAGAGAAAUGCUUGCAUAGCUGCGAACUGGCUACUUGUCUAUGGCUGGAGGAUCUGCAAAAGCUAAUUUGUUGCAUUCGAAGUCUGGAGCCUAAGACAAAGGUACAGAGAAGGGCGCAGACCUUUGAAAUACUAAGCAAGCUAAUGGCUGUUGAGCAACCUGACAGAUUCGUUUACUUGCAACACUUUCCCUGUAAUGCACAUGGCAAGCUGGAUAAGAUGCUUUUGCUUAAAGAGUGUACACUCCUAGCGCAGCCAGCCCAAGAUAUACUAAAAAGUUUUCUGCAUGAUAGGCUCGAGUGCGUGGACGUGCAAAAUGAGAGAACACCAAAAAAACUUCGGCUAGAGCAGACUGAUUCGCUUACCAAUCUUAGCGGUUAUGACCUGAGUUUCCGACAUGCUGGCGGAACAUCUUUCCAUGCCAUAACGCUGUGUCGCGAAAUUGGCUUGCAGAUGUGCAUUGACGACGAGCAGCGACAUCUUUUUGAGUUACUGCUGGACGAAAAAGUGAGCUUACGCACCGUUUUGCUCUUCCUAGAUAAUGCCAAACUGGUAACCCAUAACACCAAACUAAAGCCCAUCGAGCCACUUUUGAGCUCUACAGUCAGUGCAGCGGCGGGCAGCAGCACAAGCAGCGGCUUAAUCAUCACACGCUUUGAAAAGCCUGCCAUACACUUCCAGUUCUACUGGAAGGUAAAUUUCAACAAGUGCAUAGAUUCGCCGGUUGCCCAAUUCGACAGUCGGUAUGUGUGCGUGGGCGCCCAUUCGAAGUUAUUGCGCACGCUAGAUACCCUGACGGGUCGGGAGCAAAGCACGAUAAAGUUACCUGACCGCAUCGAAUGCAAAGUUACAUUCCUUAGCGAGCAGCUCGCCAUGGUGGGCUGCUACGACGGUUGCCUCUAUGGGUUCAACCCGUUGACUGGCGAUAUUUUAUGGAAUGUAGAAAUUGGCGGGAUGAUUAAGGCUCAGCCUUUCCUGUCAUCAGAUGGAUCCCGCAUUGUCGUCUGCAGCUAUGCAGAAGAUUAUAAUGUCAUGUGCCUGUCGACGGUACGCCAGCAAGUACUCUGGUGCAUGCGCAUAGGAAAAAAAGCAAUCUUUGCUAGCCCACUGGAACUGGUCAAGGAUCAAGCCGUAAUUAUAUGUACGCUAGAUGGUGGAUAUGCACGCGUCUCGCUCUUGGAUGGCUCGGUGCAGUGGAUGCAUAAAUGUAAAGAACCCUUUUUCGCUACUCCCGUCUUGCUGGACUCCAGUGCCACAAUUUUUGUCUGUGCCGAAGUAGCCGGUCGUGUGCAUGCUUGCGAUGUAAAUAGCGGACAAAUUUUGGCUACGCAUGCGGCAGAGGGUAAUAUAUUCUCUUCGCUGGUAGUCAAGGCCCCGCCCACUCACAUGGGAUACACAUUUGUGCUCUUUGGAUGCAUUGACCAUCAUGUGUACUGUUUGCGAUGUAAGACAGGCACGGGUCAAAAUACUUCACUUGAGCUCCAUUGGAAAGUGGAUAUAGGAGGCUCAGUCUAUGCCACACCCAUAAUAAUGACAGUAGAACCCAGCGAUAAUCUCGUAUUUUGUUGCGCUACGGAUGGCCGAAUUGUGCUGUCCAAUUUGGGUAAUGGUCAGAUACAAUGGUCGGAUAAGCUGACAGGUGAAUUGUUUUCCACUCCGUGCUAUGUUGAGAGCCUUAGACGCGUUUAUGUUGGCUGUCGGGAUAACUUUUUGUAUUGUAUGGGAAUUUAGAGUAAAAAUAAAAAGAAUUUAGAAUACAAUGUUAAUUAUAGCAGAACGCAAAUU